This is a messenger RNA of Auanema sp. JU1783, 1359 nucleotides long. NCBI's taxonomy places the organism in Eukaryota, Metazoa, Nematoda, Chromadorea, Rhabditida, Rhabditidae. The record is from the annotation of a GenBank genome assembly.
AUGGCGAAUCCUGUACGUGAUGGGUACAGGGAAUUUGAGAAUGAAGAUGACACAGCAUCUGUUGCUCCUCAGAAUGUCCCACGCGGUCCAACUGAAGAUUCUUCUCUUUUCCAAGAAAGGUUAGCAACUAGCAAUACUCUAAGUCCAGAGCAGGCUUUCAUUCAUAUGGUUAAAGCUAUGUUAGGAACUGGAUUACUAUCAUUGCCAUUAGCUUUCAAGCAUUCCGGCUUAUUUCUUGGAUUAAUCUUGACAAUCAUCAUUUGUAUAGUUUGCUUGUAUUGUAUGCGACAAGUUGUCUUUGCUGCUCAUUUCGUAUGUAACAGAAAUGGUCGGGAUCUGAUUGAUUAUGCGAAUAUUAUGAGAGGAGCUGUUGAGAUGGGACCUCCGUGGAUCAAACGAAGAGGAUAUUUCUUCAAACAGUUAGUAAACGUCAACAUGUUCGUCUCUCAGUUUGGCUUCUGUUGUGUUUACUUUGUAUUCAUGGCUGAUAAUCUGGAAGAUUUUUUCAACAAUAAUACAAACAUCCAUAUGUCGAAAGCGGCUUGGAUGCUUGUGUUGAUGAUUCCAAUGAUGCUCCUUUGUUCGAUUAGAAGACUUUCUGUCCUGGCACCCUUAGCAAUGGGUGCCAAUGUGGUUUACAUCAUGGCCGUGGGUUUAGUCCUGUUUUACUUCGUCUCAAAUCUUCAACCAAUAAACUCAUUGCCAUGGUUUGGUAAUCUUUCUGACUUGCCUCUGUUUUUCGGUACUGUCAUGUUUGCGUUUGAAGGAGUCGCAGUGAUUAUGCCUAUCGAAAAUCGAAUGCAGUCACCUCAAUCAUUUAUUGCAUGGAAUGGUGUACUGAACUCCAGUUGUCUUGUUGUAUUAGCGAUUUUCCUGGUAACAGGAUUUUAUGGAUAUCUCUCAUUGGGAGAUGCUGUUAAAGACACUGCCACUCUGAACUUACCAAUGACACCCUUCUAUCAAACUAUCAAGUUGAUGUUUGUCGCGUGUAUAAUGAUCUCUUAUCCUUUACAAUUCUACGUUCCUAUGGAACGAGUAGAGAAAUGGAUUACACGAAAGAUCCCGGUUCAUCGACAAACUAGCUAUAUAUAUGGAACUCGUUUGGGGGGAGUCCUUCUCACCUGCGCUAUUGCUGAGCUUAUUCCUCAUUUAGCUCUCUUCAUCUCACUCAUUGGAGCAUUUUCGGGAGCUUCAAUGGCUUUACUGUUUCCCCCUUGCAUAGAAUUACUGACAUUGUAUGCCAAGGGACAGCUCACUAGAACUGUUUGGGUGAGGAACAUUUUCCUUCUUAGCUUCGCUCUAUUAGGUUUCACUACUGGAACAUACGCGGCUUUAUCCGAGAUUUGGAAAACCUUCUAA